Molecule: messenger RNA, 3748 nt
Organism: Neopsephotus bourkii (Bourke's parrot)
Lineage: Eukaryota; Metazoa; Chordata; Aves; Psittaciformes; Psittacidae
Gene: ACSL3
Product: acyl-CoA synthetase long chain family member 3
Exons: 15
Coding region: 198-2339 (713 amino acids)
Biological process (GO): neuron differentiation; long-chain fatty-acyl-CoA metabolic process; long-chain fatty acid metabolic process
Cellular component (GO): endoplasmic reticulum; plasma membrane; lipid droplet
Molecular function (GO): long-chain fatty acid-CoA ligase activity
Source: RefSeq, a predicted model, not a curated record
AUGGGGAUUUUCCAUCUUUCAGAUUUCACGCAGUUGCCUGUGACAACUCCUGUUGAGGAAACUGAGACAGGAACAUCUUGUAUCAACUGUUGCACCUGUACCUGCCACAAUGAGAAGUUGCAUAAGAUCUUUUCAGAUCCCAGUCUAAUUGGUCCAUGUUUCUGAAUUCUUCCUUGUAACCUUCGCAAGCAGACAAAAUGAAGUUGAAGCAUAACAUCAACCCUAUUCUUCUACAGUUUAUAAACUUUGUAAUUUUGGUGUACACCAUUGUAACGUACAUUCCGUGGUACAUAUUUUCAGGGUCAAGGCAGGCUAUAGCAAAAGCCAAGCAGGUUAAAGCUAAACCUGUGAAUAGCAAGCCUGGGGCUGCAUACAGAUCUGUUAACAGUCUACAUUGCUUAGCUUCAGUUUUAUAUCCUGGGUGUGAUACACUUGACAAGGUUUUUAAAUAUGCUAAAACUAAAUUUAAGGACAGAAAGCUCUUGGGAACACGUGAGAUCCUAAAAGAGGAAGAUGAAAUCCAACCAUCAGGAAAAGUUUUUAAAAAGGUCAUCCUUGGCAAGUACACCUGGCUUUCAUAUGAAGAUGUAUACAUUAAAGCUGUUAAUUUUGGAAAUGGCUUAGCAGUAUUGGGUCAGCAACCAAAGACUAACAUUGCUAUCUUUUGUGAGACUAGAGCUGAGUGGAUGAUUGCAGCACAAGCCUGUUUCAUGUGCAACUACCAGCUUGUUACUCUGUAUGCUACUCUGGGAGGCCCAGCAAUAGUACAUGGGCUGAAUGAAACAGAGGUGACCACCAUCAUUACUAGUAAAGAACUGAUGCAAACAAAGCUGAAGGAAAUUGUUUCUCAAGUUCCACUGCUGCGACAUAUUAUUACAGUGGAUGGCAAACCAACGACAUGGUCAGAGUUUCCCAAGGGUGUCAUUGUUCAUACUAUGGCUUCUGUGCAAGCUAUGGGGGCCAAGGCAGAUACUGGAAACAAACAGCAGGCCAGGCCUGUGCCCUCAGAUAUUGCAGUGAUCAUGUACACAAGUGGAUCCACAGGAGUUCCCAAAGGAGUUAUGAUCUCCCAUUGCAAUAUAAUUGCUGGGAUAACAGGAAUGGCUGAGAGGAUUCCAAAUCUGGGGGAAAAAGAUAUCUAUAUUGGCUAUUUGCCUCUUGCCCACGUUCUGGAGCUGAGUGCUGAACUUGUGUGUCUGUCUCAUGGAUGCCGCAUUGGUUACUCUUCACCUCAGACGCUAGCUGACCAGUCAUCUAAAAUAAAGAAAGGAAGCAAAGGUGAUGUUACUACGCUUAAGCCAACCCUAAUGGCAGCUGUCCCGGAAAUUAUGGAUCGUAUCUACAAAAAUGUCAUGAAUAAAGUGAAUGAAAUGACUACUUUCCAGCGGAAUCUAUUUAUAUUGGCCUACAACUACAAAAUGGAACAGAUUUCCAAAGGUUACACAACCCCUCUCUGCGAUAGCCUUAUUUUCCGGAAAGUACGAAUGCUGCUAGGUGGAAAGAUUCGCGUCCUGCUUUGUGGAGGAGCUCCACUCUCUGCAGCAACUCAGCGGUUUAUGAACAUUUGUUUCUGUUGCCCUGUAGGACAGGGGUAUGGGCUAACUGAAUCAUGUGGAGCUGGAACAAUUAUGGAAGUUUGGGACUACACUACAGGGAGAGUGGGAGCACCUUUGGUCUGUUGUGAAAUCAAGUUAAUGAACUGGGAAGAAGGUGGAUAUUACAACACUGAUAAACCAUAUCCUAGAGGUGAGAUUCUUAUUGGAGGGCCAAAUGUGACUGUGGGCUACUACAAAAAUGAAGUACGGACCAAAACAGAUUUCUCUGUUGAUGAGAAUGGGCAGAGGUGGCUCCAUACUGGUGACAUUGGAGAAUUUCAUCAAGAUGGAUGUCUAAAAAUUAUUGAUCGUAAAAAAGAUCUUGUAAAACUCCAGGCAGGGGAAUAUGUUUCUCUUGGCAAAGUAGAAGCAGCUCUAAAGAGUCUUCCACUGGUAGAUAAUAUUUGUGCAUAUGCAAGCAGUUUCCAUUCUUAUGUCAUUGGAUUUGUUGUGCCAAAUCAAAAGGAACUUGCAGAACUAGCUCGAAAGAAAGGAUUUAAAGGAACCUGGGAAGAGAUCUGUAACAGUCCUGAGAUGGAAAAAGAGGUACUGAAGGUGCUAGCUGAGGCUGCCAUGGCAGCUAAUCUGGAGAAGUUUGAAAUACCAGUAAAAAUUCGCUUGAGCCCUGAUCCUUGGACCCCUGAGACUGGUCUGGUGACAGAUGCGUUCAAGCUAAAACGCAAAGAGCUCACAGCAUACUAUCAGAUGGACAUUGAUCGAUUGUAUGGAAAAAAUGUAAAAUAAUUCCUUUUUUCUGCACCACUUUUCUACAGUGAGCUUGGAUCAAAUAGGAAAUACUUGAAUUGCCUGUCUCAGCACUUGAGGUCAAUACAGGAAACUACCAUCCCUCAUUUUCAGCUUAAACCUGUUAUUUCUGAUAACAUCACCAUGAUGACUGGCAACUUUAGUAAAAUGUUAUGGCAGCAAACCUGUGUCUGUCUCCUUUUUUCUGGUCUUCUCUGCUACCUUGUCAGUCUGUGAUUUUUCCCCAAGUCUUUUUGGGAAACCGUGUUUCUGAAGCCUCAAGUUUUUAAACACUUAUAAAUCCUGUAUAAUGUUUUAUUUGUAUCUUUAAAAUUUGGAUGUAUAUAAAGAGAACUUGGCUAUAUAAGAAAUGGUUAUACUGGAGGCCUUUUUUUACCUAAUUAUUUAAAGAUAAGAAGGUAUUGAUGUUGUGACAUUAUAUACAUUGAAAAUGCUUGUAACAAGGUCAUUGUCAAACAGAGAACCAUGUUGUUUGUUGCUGUGCUAGUUUUCUGUGUGAAUUUGAGGGAGAAAAUGUUUGACAUUCCAGCUUCUGUAAUACACUUCUAAUAUGUGCCUAAUGGUUACUUUUAUCUGAAAAUGAAAAGGUGGUCAUGGCACAGCUCUGCAUAAAGGCAGGUACCCUUGCAGGUAUUAGUUUGUGCUUAUUUAAUGCAAAAGAUGCUAUUAACACAGCGGAAGUUAAACCUAAGAAUAAUCUCUCAAAUACAGAAACUCCUUUUUGACAUGGCUCAUGACCAUUUCAUCCAGUAGUUGAAUUGUGUAAAGCUAAUAUGAAAUCUCAGCAUAAAUUCACGUAACACUUUGUAAGUUUGACAGUGUCCUCUCCUUUUAGCAGAGGGACUAUAACAGCUUUUGUUGUUUCUCGUUAGGUUUGGACAUUACACUUGGUUUGCUCUUCCAUUGUUUGUGAGAGUCUGGCAAAACCCCUGUUCUGCCUAGCUGCAACCCAAAUCCAGCUGGGGGGAUUUUUAAAGUCAUAAUGACAGUUAUGUUCUCAGCUCACACAGUGCCUAGCUGCCCUUUGUGCCAUUAAAAAUCUCCCUUUAAUUGUGUGUUCUUCUAUUUAUAAUUUUUUGCUUUAAAAACCCAUAUUUGAAGUAUUUGUCAGCUGGAGUUACUUAUGUUGCUCGGUUUGUUACACCCAGUUCUUACCUUGGGAAGGAGUUUCAAUUCCUGUUUUACUAUAGAUACGUGAGUAUUGUUUGACAAACUAAGGGGGAUCUUUUCCUCUUCAGAGAAUGUUUAGGUUUGUUUCAGAUGUGAAUUUUAUUUUCAGAAUAUUUCUAGAAAGACUGUUUUAAGCAGGGUUACAUGAGAAUGUGGAAAGGCAUAACAUCAGUCAACUUCUUGAUGGAGCAAAUAUUAAAAUGGCUUUAAUUUGGAAA